Messenger RNA from Pseudophryne corroboree (corroboree frog), 2030 nucleotides. RefSeq names its product sushi repeat containing protein X-linked 2 (gene SRPX2). Gene Ontology annotation, biological process: positive regulation of synapse assembly; positive regulation of cell migration involved in sprouting angiogenesis; cell-cell adhesion. NCBI's taxonomy places the organism in Eukaryota, Metazoa, Chordata, Amphibia, Anura, Myobatrachidae. Bases 494 to 1888 code for a protein of 464 amino acids. Gene Ontology annotation, molecular function: signaling receptor binding. The transcript is spliced from 11 exons. The record is from RefSeq and is a predicted model, not a curated record.
UGGGAGUGACGGCUCCACCUGCUGUACCCAGUCGUAUGAUGCGUGUUCCAUGUGCAGAACUAUAACCAACAUUCCUUAUGAAUCAGAUAUAUUUUCUGUGAGAAGUCUGGAUCCUGUGCAGUGUAAUUACUGAGCGCGGACCACACUCUCCGCACAUGCACACAAUAACAAUAUAACAGCAGGCAAUGCAACUUUAAGAGGGGUGUACACCCUGUCCAUAGUUUUCCACAAUGAAGUGUGGACACAGACAAGCUGCUGUUUGGCAGCCGUUCCUCCUCCACCCCCCCCCCAAAUACUUCCCUCUCCUCCACUAUGAGUGUACAGAGCCAGAAGAGGUCUGACGGCUGCACAUCUGGGCUGUAGGACCGGGGUUCUGACGACCAGCAGCUGGUUCCUGACUGCCAGGAGCUGGGAAGAGGCGUCAUCUGAAGCUGCUGGAAGAGUCUCAUUACUCCUGGCACAACACACCAGCGUCUGACACACGGUAGCUGGCAUGGAACAACCAAUACUGCUGCUGCUUCUUGCCCUCGCCAAGGUACCGGCCGCGGCGUCCUCGCGGUACUAUGAAGGCUCAGGGUACCCAGCGGAUGACAGCCACAACAAUGAGGUCUAUAUUGAACACCGCCCGUCCGCACCCCUGCCAAACUACCGAGUUUCUCGCUGGUGUUAUGACCUGAAGAUCCAGGAUGGGGAAGCUGCCUGCUACUCUCCUCUGGGUGGGGGGUAUCGCAGCAGCCUGGGGACCCGCUGCAGCUUAUCCUGUGACCAGGGAUUCAGACUUAUCGGACAGAGUUCUGUGCGUUGCUUGCAGAAUCGCCGCUGGUCGGGAUACGCUCACUGUAGACGGAUCCGAUGCCACGUUCUGCCGGCAAUACCCAAUGGGUCGUACCGAUGCUCGCUAGGCACUGACGAGGGAUCCCGCUGCGAUUAUACCUGCCAUCUUGGCUAUCUGAUAGAGGGGGAUCGCAAUCGUGUCUGCAUGGAAGACGGCCAGUGGAGCGGGGAAGAACCUAUUUGUGUAGAUGUGGAUCCCCCCAAGAUUCAGUGUCCGACCUCACGGGUGAAAGUCGCAGAGCCGGGGAAACUAACAGCCGUGGUAUACUGGGGCAGCCCGCAGGUGAAAGAUACAGCCGAUGGGGUGAUAACAAGAGUAAGCCGCAGAGGGCCGGAGGCCGGAUCUGAGUUUCCGGAAGGAGAGCACAUCAUCCGAUACACAGCAUAUGACCAAGCGCACAACAGAGCCAGCUGCAAAUUCAUUGUAAAAGUGCAAGUGAGAAGAUGCCCCAUACUGACGCCUCCCACUCACGGCUACAUCACCUGCAGCUCGGCAGGCAACAACUACGGUGCCAACUGCGAGUAUCAGUGCGAGGGAGGUUAUGAGCGCCAGGGGCCAGCCAUCAGGGUCUGCCAGUACAGCCAGCAGUGGGCCGGAAUGCCCCCCACGUGUACACCCAUGCAAAUAAAUGUCAACGUGAAUUCUCCUGGAGGCUUCCUGGAUCAGUUCUUUGAGAAGCAGCGUCUGCUGAUUAUCUCUGCGCCCAGCUCCUCAGACCGCUAUUACAGACUCCAGAGCGACGCGUUGCAGAGGGCGACCUGUGGUCUGGAUCAGCGACAUGUAAUAGUGGUGGAGUUGGUGGGAGAGGUGCCAAAGGAGGUGGGGCGUGUGCGCGCUCAGCAGCUGUCCGGGGAACUCAUCGAACAAUUAAGGCAGGCCCUGCAUAUUACCCGGGCCUAUUUCAAUAUGGUUCUUAUUGACAAGCACGGAGUAGACCGGGAGCGGUUCAUGGUGCCGACGACAUCUGACGAGAUCUUCACCUUCAUCGACACUUAUUUACUAAGCUCGCAGGAUACGGCUCAGCUGGAGAGGAACAAGGAGAACUGUGACUGAUGGACGGAGCUGCUCUGAAUGCAGAACUAUGGGACUCAGCUGUGGUGACAGCCACAUGCAGCAAACCCGGGGGAGAAAAUAGUUUUUUUUUUAAUAGUUAAAGAUACAGUAUUUAUUAAAUAAAGUGUAUAUAUGAACAGAA